Molecule: messenger RNA, 3561 nt
Organism: Passer montanus (Eurasian tree sparrow)
Lineage: Eukaryota; Metazoa; Chordata; Aves; Passeriformes; Passeridae
Gene: MPND
Product: MPN domain containing
Exons: 12
Coding region: 24-1553 (509 amino acids)
Biological process (GO): double-strand break repair
Cellular component (GO): BRCA1-A complex; BRISC complex
Molecular function (GO): polyubiquitin modification-dependent protein binding; metallopeptidase activity
Source: RefSeq, a predicted model, not a curated record
GGCGGGAGCGGCGGGAGCGGAGCAUGGCAGCGCUGGCGGCCGCCUCCCCCGGCGGGGACGAGUGUCUGGAGGAGGAUGAGGACGAGCUGGAGCCGGGGCUGGACGAGGCCGAGGCCGAGCCGGAGGGCGGGGGCGGCGCGAAGGCGGCGGGGGCGGCCCGGGGGGCGCUGCUGACCCGCAGGGGCAUCACCCUGAGGGUCCUGCUCCGAGACGGGCUCCUGGAGCCGGGCAGGGGCGUCCUGUCCAUCUACUACCUGGGCAAGAAGUUCGUGGGGGACCUGGGCUCGGACGGGACCAUCACCUGGCAGGAGACGGGGCAGGUGUUCAACUCGCCCAGCGCCUGGGCCACGCACUGCAAGCGCCUGGUGAACCCCGCCAAGAAGUCGGGCUGCGGCUGGGCGUCCGUGCGCUACAAGGGCCAGAAGCUGGACCAGUACAAGGCCGCGUGGCUGCGCAAGCACCAGCCCAACGUGCCACCCCCCGAGGAGGGCUUGGCCAGCGAGGGCGAGGAGGAGGAGCUGCCCGAGGAUGAGGAGGAGGAGGCGGCCAGGGAGGGUCGGGUGGCGCUGCCGGAGCCGGCAGCUCCCAAGAAGCCGGAGGAGAGGAGCAAGAAGCAGCAGGGCAAGGGUCUGGCGGAGCCGGCGGGGACGGGUGAGCUGCCGGGGGGUGCCGGGGGUCCCGGGCGGAGUGGCCGCGGUGACGGGACCCUGUCCUUGGCAGAUGCCGGGAAAAGGCUGGAGGUGAAACCCCGCGUGCCCGUCCGCUACUGCACCCUGGGCACCCGCGACUCGGCCAGGAACCCGCAGACCCUGGUGGAGGUGACAUCCUUUGCCGCCAUCAACAAAUUCCAGCCCUUCAACGUGGCCAUCUCCAGCAACGUCCUGCUGCUCCUGGAUUUCCACAGCCACCUGACGCGGAGCGAAGUGGUGGGGUACCUGGGGGGGCGGUGGGACACCAACACCCAGCUGCUGACGGUGCUUCGAGCCUUCCCGUGCCGGACCCGCCUGGGCGACGCCGAAGCCGCGGGCGCUGUGGAAGAGGAGAUCUGCCAGAGCCUGUUCCUGCGGGGGCUGUCGCUGGUGGGGUGGUACCACAGCCACCCCUUCGGGCCCGCGCUGCCGUCCCUGCUCGACAUCGACGCGCAGAUGGAUUACCAGCUCAAGCUGCAGGGCAGCGGCAACGGCUUCCAGCCCUGCCUGGGGCUCAUCUGCGGGCCCUUCUACCACGGCAACCCCGGCGUGGAGUCCAAAAUCGCGCCCUUCUGGGUGAUGCCGCCGCCAGAGCAACGGCCCAACGACUACGGGAUCCCCAUGGAGGUGGAGGUCACCUACAUCCAGGACGGGUUCCUCACCAACGACGUCGUGCAGGAGAUGACGCUGCUGGUGGAGUUCUAUAAGGGAGCCCCCGACCUGGUGAAGUUCCAGGAGCUGUGGAGCCAGGACCAGACCUACCUGGACAAGCUGAAGGGCUCCCUGGCCUCCCGCACCCCCAAAGACCAGAGCUUCACCCACGUCCUGGAGCAGAUCUUCAGCCUCCUCAGGCUCAGCGGGUGAGGGCCCCGGGCCCCUCGACUCGGACCAGGCGCCUCCCGCAGCCCGGGUGGGGCUCGCAGCCCCGGGGCUCUCCCGGCCCCGGCUCGGGGCAGCUCCCGGAGCUCCCCGCGACCCCCCGGCCCCGCCCUGCCCCGGGGGCGGCCGUGCCGGGGGGGAUCCGUGGGUCAGUGGUUUGUGGAAGUGGUAGUUUGAUUAAAGAGCAGUUCCUGAGAGGUGGCUCUGCUGGCUGGGGACAUCCUGCCAUGGCCCAGACUGAGGGGAUGUGCAAGGGAAUUCCUGCCUGGAGGGUGGGCAGCCCUGGCUUGGGGUGCCCAGAGCAGCUGGGGCUGUCCCUGGAUCCCUGGCAGUGCCCAGGGCCAGGCUGGACAGGGCUGGGAGCAGCCUGGGACAGUGGGAGGUGUCCCUGCCCGUGACCUUCCAGGUCCCAUCCAGUCCCAGCCAUUCCCUGAUUCCACAAGGCAGCCGUUAGAAAGAAGAAAACAUUUAAUACUUUCAUUCAGAGAUACAAGUCAAGAAUUGUGGGUCAUCAUUUUUUUUCCCCUAAAAACCAGGAGAAACCAUUACAAAACAAAACCAAACAAAAAAAGAGAUCUAGCGAGGUGUCCCAGCUGACAGAACGCGUUUCAAUCCACCUGAGCGGGAGCCAGUGUCCCCAGCAGGGAGGGGACAGCGGGAAGGACCCCCAGGACUCCCGUCCCACGGGCUCCCUGCCCUGCUGGGAGCAGGGGGGGCUGCCCUGUGCCCCCCCGGGGCCGGGGUCACUGCUCGGGGUCAGACACACGGGGACAUGCACGGACCAAAUCCUUACAGAGACAGGAGCAGGAGGAGCAGGGCUGGGGGUGCUGCAGGGCUGGGGGUGCUGAGCACAGCCCUGCAGAGCUGCAGGACAGGGGUGCUGGGCACAGCCCUGCAGAGCUGGGGCUCACAGAGCAGGACAGGGGUGCUGAGCACAGCCCAGGACUCAUCCCCCAGCCCUGCAGAGCUGGGGCUCACACAGCAGGGCUGGGGCCCGUCCCAGCCCCACUUUUGCAGCAAGGGAAACCACGGAGCCCAGCAGGCACUGCCCUGCAGCCCCGUGCCAACCCCGUGCCCUCCUCUGGCCAGGAGAAGCUCAGCUGAGGGAGAAGGGCUGGCAGAAGUGCCAUUGAGAUGAACCAUCCCUUUUCCCAGCACCCCAGGGGCAGAGGGGUGCCUUGCUGGGGCAGGGUGGGGUGCAGGGAAGGCACGUGAGGGCCAGGUGAGCUCCAGUCACAGGAGGGAUGCCCAGGAAGGGGGAACAGGCAGAGGAACCUCUGCCCCAGCACAGGGACACCCCGGGCUGUGGCCCAGCUCCCCCACCUCCAGUUGAUCCUCCAGAUCAUCUGUGACAGACACGGCAGAGUUUGGAGCAGGAAAAGCCUGAGGUCCAGGAAAGAACCACGAGCAGAAGGAGCAGCCCCCCUGAUGGGGUUGAGCUCUGUGGGGAGGGAGCCAGGGGGGCAGGGGAUACCCCGACUGUCCCUCAGGAUGGGCAGGGAUGGCUCUGAGCCCCAGGGAUGGCUCUGAGCCCCAGGGAUGGCCCCGAGCCCCAGGCAGGGCUCAGCACCUGCCCUGCAGGGCUGCCUUAGUGUUCUCUGGCUGUUUUAGUGUUGCUGUGCCCCAGCUCCCCUCCCCUGAUCCCUCUGGGAUCCCUCCACGAUCAGGGGCAGCGUUUCUGGGGCAUGAGGGUGGGGCUGCCCUGCCCUGGGGCCACCCGUGUGCCCAGGACACACCUGGGCUGUGCCACCUGCCCCAUUUGUGUGUUCAGGACACACCUGGGCUGUGCCACCUGCCCACCCGUGUGACCAGGACACAUCCCAGUCUCUCACCUGCCUCAUCCGGGCGCUGGACCCAAAGGAAAGAUGGGAAGUGGGGAGAGACAGGGACAGGGCAGUGCCAGGGCAGUGCCAGGGCAGUGCCAGCAGCACGGCUGGGGCUGGGGGCGCACAAAGUACCGAAGUUCAAGCACCAGAAGGACAAAAAAAAAAAA